Cladocopium goreaui is the source of this 555-nucleotide messenger RNA. Lineage: Eukaryota; Dinophyceae; Suessiales; Symbiodiniaceae. The record is from the annotation of a GenBank genome assembly.
AUGCGCGCGCGGGAGCUCCUGCAGAUGGGCCAUGAGCGAAGCGAGUCGCGCAGCGGAUCGCCAAGGGAUCCGGAAGAGUCCAGAAGUCGUCUCCAGAGAGUGUUACUGCUUGCCAGCAGGAAUGGGGCUUGGCAGGGUGCUUUGCAGAACGUCUUCAAAACGGCCACCUGCAGCUGCCAGGAAGGUGGCGACAGUUGCUGUCCAGGCUCCUGCAGUCACUCGAUGGACGCGAUGGCCAUUGAGGAGUUUCGGGCCAGGGGCCGCAUCAACGAGUUGAGACACCGCGUGCGGCAAAGCAUCUACGAUGCCUGGCACACGGGGCAGCUCCAUGGGGCUUUGAAGGAGGCUCUGGAAGAGUCGCGCACGGCGCAAUCUUUGAUGCCGGGCCAGUCGCCACAUCUCUUAGAAGAAGCUCAAAAGGUCAUCAGGACUCUGCAGGUGGAUAUGGCUGACAUGUCUCGACAGCGGGAAGAGCUUCAUGGGGAGGUGGAUCGGCUGAAGCAACAACUCAGGGAAGUCCUUUUGGAGAAUCGGCAGUGGCUCAGCACAUCAUGA